CCCCGAGUCCUGUGCCCUCUGGAAGUUGGUGCGGACAAUGCUCAUCUUGUGUGUGUUAGUAACUGGGGUUUCUGCCUUCACCACUCCACCGACGGAAUUCACAAAAAGCGCUUCGGAAUCUCCCCUUAUGUCAGAGAAACACACAGUGCCUGGAGACAACUGCAGAUUUCGUGGCAGAGAUUUCAAGUCUGAAUUCAGGCUGGAAGGCGAGCCUGUGGUUCUGAAGUGUCCCCUGGUACCUCACUCAGAUGCCUCUACCAGUCCCCACACCCCACUUCUGACCUGGAGUAAACUGGACUCUUCUCAGCUGAUCCCAGGAGAUGAGCCGAGGAUGUGGAUGGAGGAUGACGUGCUCUGGGUUGUGCCAGCAGUGCCACAGGACUCUGGCACCUACCUUUGCACACUCAGAAAUGCAUCCCACUGUGAGCAAAUGUCCGUGGAACUCAAGGUUUUUGAGGAUACUGAAGCUACUCUGCCACUCGUCUCCUACUUGCAAAUCUUGGCUGUCUCAGCCACUGGGUGGCUAGUGUGCCCUGACCUGAGAGAGUUCAUCCCCAGCAAAAGUGAUGGAAAGAUACAGUGGUACAAGGGCUCUAUCCUCUUGGACAAAGGCAACCAGAAGUUUCUAAGCGCAGGAGACCCCACUCGCUUACUGAUAGCCAACACAUCCAUGGAGGAUGCCGGCUACUACAGAUGCGUUGUGACGUUUACCCACAAAGGCAAGGAGUACAACGUCACCAGGAGUAUUGAGCUCCGGGUCAAAAGAACAACCACAGAGUCCAUCCCAGUCAUCAUCUCUCCCCUGGAGACAAUACCAGCAUCCCUGGGGUCAAGACUGAUAGUCCCAUGCAAGGUGUUUCUGGGAACUGGGACACCUUCCAACACCAUCGUGUGGUGGAUGGCUAACAGUACUUUUAUCUCAACGGCCUACCCAAGAGGCCGUGUGACUGAGGGGCUACACCACCAAUACUCAGAGAAUGAUGAGAACUACGUGGAAGUGCCACUGAUCUUUGAUCCGGUCACAAGGGAGGAUCUGAAUACAGAUUUUAAAUGUGUUGCCACGAAUCCACGGAGUUUUCAGUCGCACCACACCACAGUCAAGGAAGUCUCUUCCACAUUCUCCUGGGGCAUUGCACUGGCACCCCUGUCUCUGAUCUUCUUGGUUGUCGCGGGAAUAUGGAUGCGCAGACGGUGUAAACUCAGGGCUGGAAAGACAUAUGGACUGACCAAGCUGCCGACUAACAACCAGGACUUCCCUUCCAGUCCAGACCAAAUAAAGGAAAUGAAAUAAUGUAAGGCCAACCG
Acomys russatus (golden spiny mouse) is the source of this 1305-nucleotide messenger RNA. RefSeq names its product interleukin 1 receptor type 2 (gene Il1r2). The transcript has 8 exons. Gene Ontology annotation, molecular function: interleukin-1 binding; interleukin-1, type II, blocking receptor activity. The coding region runs from base 38 to 1291 and encodes 417 amino acids. The record is from RefSeq and is a predicted model, not a curated record. Lineage: Eukaryota; Metazoa; Chordata; Mammalia; Rodentia; Muridae.